AUGGCUGUGUGGAUACAAGCUCAGCAGCUCCAAGGAGAUGCCCUCCAUCAGAUGCAGGCGUUAUAUGGUCAGCAUUUCCCCAUUGAGGUUCGACAUUAUUUAUCCCAGUGGAUUGAAAGCCAAGCUUGGGACUCAAUAGAUCUUGAUAAUCCACAGGAGAACAUUAAGGCCACUCAGCUCCUGGAGGGCCUGGUGCAAGAGCUGCAGAAGAAGGCGGAGCACCAGGUGGGGGAAGAUGGGUUUUUACUGAAGAUCAAGCUGGGGCACUAUGCCACGCAGCUCCAGAACACAUACGACCGCUGCCCCAUGGAGCUGGUCCGAUGCAUUCGCCAUAUCUUGUACAAUGAACAGAGGCUGGUCCGAGAAGCCAACAAUGGUAGUUCUCCGGCUGGAAGUCUUGCUGACGCCAUGUCCCAGAAGCAUCUUCAGAUCAACCAGACAUUUGAGGAGCUGCGACUGGUCACACAGGACACAGAGAAUGAGCUGAAGAAGCUGCAGCAGACUCAGGAGUACUUCAUCAUCCAGUAUCAGGAGAGCCUGAGGAUUCAAGCUCAGUUUGCCCCGCUGGCCCAGCUGAACCCUCAGGAGCGUCUGAGCCGGGAGACGGCCCUCCAGCAGAAGCAGGUGUCCCUGGAGGCCUGGCUGCAGCGCGAGGCCCAGACGCUGCAGCAGUACCGCGUGGAGCUGGCCGAGAAGCAUCAGAAGACGCUGCAGCUGCUGCGGAAGCAGCAGACCAUCAUCCUGGAUGACGAGCUGAUCCAGUGGAAGAGACGGCAGCAGCUGGCCGGGAACGGAGGGCCCCCCGAGGGCAGCCUGGACGUGCUGCAGUCCUGCCCGCAGGUGAAGGCCACCAUCAUCAGUGAGCAGCAGGCCAAGUCUCUGCUCAAGAACUCCGAGAACACCCGCAACGAGAGCAGUGGGGAGAUCUUGAACAACUGCUGUGUCAUGGAGUAUCACCAAGCCACGGGCACCCUCAGCGCCCACUUCAGAAACAUGUCGCUGAAGAGGAUCAAGCGCGCUGACCGGCGGGGUGCGGAGUCCGUGACGGAGGAGAAGUUCACGGUCCUGUUUGAGUCUCAGUUCAGUGUUGGCAGCAAUGAACUUGUGUUCCAGGUGAAGACCUUGUCCCUUCCUGUGGUUGUCAUCGUCCACGGCAGCCAGGACCACAAUGCCACCGCCACUGUGCUGUGGGACAAUGCCUUUGCCGAGCCAGGCAGGGUGCCAUUCGCCGUGCCUGACAAAGUGCUGUGGCCGCAGCUGUGUGAGGCGCUCAACAUGAAAUUCAAGGCCGAAGUGCAGAGCAACCGGGGCCUGACCAAGGAGAACCUCGUGUUCCUGGCGCAGAAACUGUUCAACAGCAGCAGCAGCCACCUGGAGGACUACAGCAGCAUGUCGGUGUCCUGGUCCCAGUUCAACAGGGAGAACUUGCCGGGCUGGAACUACACCUUCUGGCAGUGGUUUGACGGGGUGAUGGAGGUGUUGAAGAAGCAUCACAAGCCCCACUGGAAUGACGGGGCCAUCCUAGGUUUUGUGAAUAAGCAACAGGCCCAUGACCUGCUCAUCAACAAGCCCGAUGGGACCUUCUUGUUGCGCUUUAGCGACUCAGAAAUUGGGGGCAUCACCAUUGCCUGGAAGUUUGAUUCCCCGGACCGCAACCUGUGGAACCUGAAGCCGUUCACUACGCGGGACUUCUCCAUUCGUUCCCUGGCCGACCGGCUGGGGGACCUGAGCUACCUCAUCUACGUGUUUCCUGACCGCCCCAAGGAUGAGGUCUUCUCCAAGUACUACACUCCUGUGCUCGCUAAAGCAGUUGACGGGUACGUGAAGCCACAGAUCAAGCAAGUGGUCCCUGAGUUUGUGAAUGUGUCAGCCGAUGCCGGGGCCAGCGCCACCUACAUGGACCAGGCCCCCUCCCCAGCGGUGUGCCCCCAGGCCCAUUACAACAUGUACCCGCAGAAUCCUGACCCCGUCCUCGACCAGGAUGGAGAAUUCGACCUGGAUGAGACCAUGGAUGUAGCCCGGCACGUGGAGGAUCUCUUACGCCGACCCAUGGGUAGUCUUGACCCUCACCUCUCCGCCCCCGCUGGUCUCUUCGCCACUGCCAGAGGCCCCCUCUCAUGAGUGUUUGAAUCCCAUACUUCUCUUUGGCAGCAGUAUUCAAUGUGGAGAGGUCAUAUUGUGACUUUAGUAUUGCUGUGCACGCUGACGCCUUUGCAGGCAGCUUGGGUACGCGUGCGUGUGUGUUGUUCGUGCGCGCUGUGUGUGCCUGCCUCGCCUCUGCAGUCGUGAUCUGUGGCUGCAGUAGCAGCCGCCUUCUUCAGAUCAAGACAUCUGAGAGCCCACUGGGUCUCUGUCGUGGAAGAGACUGAGCUUCCGUUGUUGCAGGUACUCAAAGCAGGCAAACCUGUUCCUCCCACAUCCUUUAUCUGCUUAGCAGCUUUUUGAAUGAAAUUAUUCAAGAAGGGGAAGGGAGACAGGGAAUGUCUCUAAGCUUAAGUGUUACUCCUGAGUGAGCAGCUUUGCCCCCAAGCGUGUGUGUGUACACGUAUGUACACGCAUCUGUCCGCGUGCACAUGUGUUGGUCUAAUUGAUGCUUUCCCUCAGGAGAGAGAUUGGGGUUCAUGCUUGAGUAAUAUUUUAUACUUUAUUGAAUGUGGACUCCAGGCUUUUUGCAAACUCUCAGAGCUUGUCUAGGGCAUGGCCACGUCCUUAACAAGGUAGAGCUGGGUUAAUUUGAGUCAGAGCUGUCAGAGCUGCUCUGAGUUUGUACUUUCUUGGUCUCUUGUCCUUGAGCUUGUGGUGGAGGGGGGAGGCUUGGGCUUUGAGUCUGUGAUUCCAUUGCCCACAUGCUACGUGACCAUAUAUCCCCUCCCCGGCCUUCUGUCCCUGCCUGUUUGCAGCCUUGCUUACAGGAGAGGAGGGAGAGACUGGUCCAGGAUGUGGUGGGUGAACAGGGGGCCUGGGACUUGUAGGGUUGAUCCCCUCCCUCCUGGAAAAAAAAAAACACGGCAAGAGACAGCAGCAGAUCAGCCACUUGCUGCAUGCCUGUGGCAUGUGGAGUGUGGGGCAGAGCCGCUCUCGUUGGAUGCUGCUGGGAGGUGGAAUCUGGAAGAGGCCUCACGCUGUUGCAUAACCAGCUAUGGUCUGAGCAGGCCUUGCUCCCAGCCUUGCCCAGUCCUCCCUCAGAGGCCAUGCCACAUGCAGCCAGGGCAGCGAGCGCGGAAGGCUGGGAGUCCCAGGUUUAAACAUCUCUGAAGGGAGGUGGGGCCGAGAAGAGGGAUUCUUUUGUUCUUUGUACAUAGGCCACACAUUUGUGUAAACAGUGUUUUUGAAUAAAAUAUUUUUUUCAUAA
This is a messenger RNA of Galeopterus variegatus (Sunda flying lemur), 3352 nucleotides long. It is a transcript of the gene STAT5A, whose product is annotated as signal transducer and activator of transcription 5A. The transcript has 17 exons. The coding region runs from base 1 to 2121 and encodes 706 amino acids. The record is from RefSeq and is a predicted model, not a curated record. Gene Ontology annotation, molecular function: RNA polymerase II cis-regulatory region sequence-specific DNA binding; DNA-binding transcription factor activity, RNA polymerase II-specific. Gene Ontology annotation, biological process: regulation of transcription by RNA polymerase II; growth hormone receptor signaling pathway via JAK-STAT; cell surface receptor signaling pathway via JAK-STAT. Lineage: Eukaryota; Metazoa; Chordata; Mammalia; Dermoptera; Cynocephalidae.